Molecule: messenger RNA, 503 nt
Organism: Soboliphyme baturini
Lineage: Eukaryota; Metazoa; Nematoda; Enoplea; Dioctophymatida; Soboliphymatidae
Source: the annotation of a GenBank genome assembly
UUGCUUUUGACAGGCGAAAGAUUUCAAGCAAUAAUUGACGAUUGUUGGUGGUACGGGACUGUUUUGAAGAAGGAAUUGUUGGAUCAGCAGUACAUGAAGUCGCAUUUUCAAUCUCUAGUCGUUCUGUGGGACAACGGUGAAGAAGAACGUAUGAGUCCGUGGGAUCUGAAUCCAAUUGAGUCAAGAGACGUAAUAAGCAACGGCAACAGCGCUCCUGCAUCCGCGGAGGACAUGUCUUCUCUCAGCGUGUACCGUAGCAAAUCAGACGAGUGGCCCAGUCACGGAAUUGAUGUAGAAUGUCAACGCCUGUUAACUGGCAUUGAUAAAAUAAUGGAAUUUCCAUUUGCGGAGCCAUUCACUGCCCCCGUUGAUCUGAACGCCUAUCCGUUUUACUGUUUUUACAUAGAGUAUCCAUCUGAUUUGAGUACUAUACGAUCUCGGAUCCAAAAUCGCUUCUAUCGGUAUUAUGCUAAUGUUAAAUAUGCUGUCGGUCCGACGUAAAG